UAGGAAAAACCAGAAAAAUCAGGACAAAAAUCUGAAUCAGAAUAUUAUGAAAAACAAUAAGACAUCAUCUCCCAAGAUCAUUGAAUUAAGAAAAACACUUCAUUUAAGUUCAAACCAUAUUCCAAAACUGAGUAUCAAAAAGAGAAUCUAUUCAGGAAUGAAACCUGAAGAAUGCAAUGUAUGUCACAAUGUGUAUCUGCACUGUGGGCCUGUUCAACUACAAACUGGAGAAAAAUUCGAUGCUACUAAUGUACCUGGGAAUGCUCUCCAGAUCUGUGAGGCUCUUAAUCAACAGCACAAAAUUCAGACUGUGCAACAGGCAUUUGAACCAAUUGGAAAAGGGAAAGUCUUCAAAAGGAAAAAUAUAUUUUGUCAAUCUGAGAGGCAUUUUAUGGUAGAAAGUAAGAAGUCAACUGCCACUAUUGGCAAGACAACUCAAAUAGAACAAGAUUUCCAUAAAAAUUCUAACCUCAGUAUGCAUCAACAAAGUCCCAGAAGAGAGAAAGUUUAUGAAUAUAGUAGUUCUUUGGAACCUGUCAUUGAUCAAUCACCUCUUAAAAUAAAUCGUAGACCACAUGUAGGGAAGAAACCCUAUGCAUGUAAGCCUUGUGGAAAAUCAUUCAGUUAUAAAUUCUGCCAUGCAAUUCAUUAUGGUACUCACGUAGUGGAAAAAUCUCAUGUGUUUAAUGAACAUGGAGAAGCCACUUACCAGAAGUCACAUCUCAUAAAUCAUGAGAGAAUUCACUCAGGUGAGAAACCUUAUGAAUGUAAUGACUGUGGAAAAUCCUUUGGCCAGAAGUCACACCUCAUAAAGCAUCAGAUAAUUAACACAGGGAAUAAACUUUAUGAAUGUAAUCACUGUGGAAAAGCUUUUGGCCUUGAGUCACACCUCAUAAAUCACCAGAGAAUUCACACGGGAGAGAAACUUUAUGAAUGCAGUGACUGUGGAAAAGCCUUUCACUAUAAAUCAACCCUCAAAAAGCAUCAGAGAAUUCACACAGGGGAUAAACCUUAUGAAUGUAAUGACUGUGGAAAAUCCUUUAUGUGGAAGUCACAUCUCAUCCUACAUCAGAGAAUUCACACGGGGGAAAAACCUUAUGAAUGCAAUGACUGUGGUAAAGCCUUUGGCCACAAGCCAAACCUCAUAACUCAUCAGAAAAUUCACACAGGAGAGAAACCUUAUGAUUGCAGUGAGUGUGGGAAAGCCUUUGGCAAGAAGGCAUACCUCAUAAAUCAUCAGAGAAUUCACACAGGGGAGAAACCUUAUGAAUGCAGUGACUGUGGAAAAGCCUUUCACCGUAAAGCAACCCUCACAAAUCAUCAGAGCAUUCACAUCGGGGAGAAACCUUAUGCAUGUAAUGACUGUGGAAAAACCUUUGGCCGGAAGUCCCAUUUCAAAAAUCAUCAGAGAAUUCAUACAGCGGAUAAGCCUUAUGAAUGUAAUGACUGUGGAAAAUCCUUUAUGUGGAAGUCACAUCUCAUCCUACAUCAGAGAAUUCACACGGGGGAAAAACCUUAUGAAUGCAAUGACUGUGGUAAAGCCUUUGGCCACAAGCCAAACCUCAUAACUCAUCAGAAAAUUCACACAGGAGAGAAACCUUAUGAUUGCAGUGAGUGUGGGAAAGCCUUUGGCAAGAAGGCAUACCUCAUAAAUCAUCAGAGAAUUCACACAGGGGAGAAACCUUAUGAAUGCAGUGACUUUGGAAAAACCUUUGGCCAGAAGUCACACCUCAUAAAUCACCAGAUAAUUCACACAGGAGAGAAACCUUAUGAAUGUAAUGACUGUGGAAAAGCCUUUCUGAAGAAGUCAUCUCUCAUGCUACAUCAGAGGAGUAACACAGGGGAGAAACCCUAUGAAUGCAAUGACUGUGGGAAACCAUUUGGUCACAAAUCAAUCCUCAUAAGUCAUCAGAGAAUUCACACAGUGUAGAAAGAUUAUGAAUGUAAUGACUGGAAAAGCCUUUCUGAGUAAGUCAGCUGUAGCACCCACAUCAGAGAAUUCACACAGGGGAAAAGCCUGAUGAAUGUAAAGACUGGAAAGUCUUUACCCAUAAGUCAAACCUCAAAAGGCAUCAGAGAAGUCACACAGGGGAUAAACCUUCUGAAUGCAAUGACUUGGAAAAGCCUUUUGCCAAAAGUCAAGCCUUGUAAAUAAUUAGAGAAGCCAUACAGGAGAAACCUUAUGAAUGUAAUGACUGUGGAAAAGUUUUCUUUGCAAAUUUGUAUGCAAUUCAGAGCUCAAUGAAUAUCAAAGAAGUCACAGGAGAGAAACUUUAUGAUGGCAAUGACUGUGCAGAAGACUCUGUUCAUAUGACAAACAUCACAAAGCAUCAGAGAAUUCACAUGGGGAGAAAUGUCAUGAAUAAUGAUAGUAGAAAGCCUUUUGUUAUAAUUUUCAACUAAUAAAACAUCACAGAAUUAACAGGGAAUUUUCCACACAAUUGCCUUUUUGUGCAAGUUCCUUUUCAUUAAAUAACAGAAUCCAUUAAGGGGAGAACAAUAAGAUUAUAAUCAGUGUGGAUAUGCCUUUGGUGCCAAUUAUACCUCAUCAAGCAUAACAGAAUUCACAUGGGGAAAAUCUUAUGAAUGUAAUGACUCAAAGUCUUUUACCAUAACUUAGCCCACAUUGCACAUCAUCAAAUUCAUACAGGGAAGAAAACCUUUGAAAGUAAUCUUGUGGAAAAGCCUUUACUUAGAAGUCAUACCCCACAAGAUAUCAGAGAAUUCACAUGGGGGAGAAUUCUUAUGAAUGUAAUGAGAGUUGGAAAGGUCUGCCAAAAUCUCAGCUUACAACAUCAGAAUUCACAAAGUGGAGAUCUUAUGAAUGAAAUAAACGUGGGAAAGCUUUUUGUCAUAG
Messenger RNA from Oryctolagus cuniculus (rabbit), 2857 nucleotides. The record is from RefSeq and is a predicted model, not a curated record. Lineage: Eukaryota; Metazoa; Chordata; Mammalia; Lagomorpha; Leporidae.